Messenger RNA from Arabidopsis arenosa, 1594 nucleotides. NCBI's taxonomy places the organism in Eukaryota, Viridiplantae, Streptophyta, Magnoliopsida, Brassicales, Brassicaceae. The record is from the annotation of a GenBank genome assembly.
AUAUUAACGAAUCUUUUUUUUCUUUUCUUUUGUAAUUGUGUGUUGUCCUUAGAUACGGGAGUUAUGAGCGGAGCUCAGAUAUUUAUAAGAGAGGAUCUGAAAAUAAACGACACUCAGAUCGAAGUUUUGGCCGGAAUCUUGAAUCUUUGUGCCCUCGUCGGAUCACUAACGGCAGGGAAAACGUCUGACGUCAUCGGCCGACGUUACACCAUUGCUCUCUCCGCCGUGAUAUUCUUAGUGGGUUCAGUUCUUAUGGGUUACGGCCCAAACUACACCGUUUUGAUGGUCGGUAGAUGUAUCGCCGGAGUUGGUGUAGGGUUUGCUCUCAUGAUAGCUCCGGUUUACUCUGCCGAGAUAUCCUCUGCUUCACACAGAGGCUUUCUUACUUCUCUACCUGAGCUUUGUAUUAGUCUUGGGAUUUUACUUGGUUAUGUCUCGAAUUACUGUUUUGGGAAAUUGACUUUGAAGCUUGGAUGGAGAUUGAUGCUUGGAAUCGCAGCGUUCCCGUCUUUGAUAUUGGCUUUUGGGAUUACAAGAAUGCCUGAGUCGCCGAGGUGGCUUGUGAUGCAAGGUAGGUUAGAAGAAGCCAAGAAAAUAAUGGUUUUGGUAUCCAACACAGAAGAAGAAGCCGAAGAACGAUUCAGAGACAUCUUAACCGCUGCGGAAAUAGAUGAGAUAGAGAUAAAAGCAGUUGGUGGCGCCGUUAAGAAGAAUCACGGUAAAAGUGUUUGGAGGGAGUUGGUGAUAAAACCGCGACCUGCCGUGCGUUUGAUCUUGAUAGCGGCCGUUGGGAUACACUUUUUCGAGCAUGCCACGGGAAUUGAAGCCGUCGUGUUGUACAGCCCGAGAAUUUUCAAGAAAGCCGGAGUUGUUUCGAAAGACAAGCUCUUACUAGCCACGGUCGGUGUAGGUUUAACUAAGGCCUUUUUCAUAAUAAUAGCUACUUUCUUGCUAGACAAGGUAGGUCGGAGAAAGCUUCUAUUGACCAGCACGGGUGGGAUGGUCUUCGCACUGACCAGUUUAGCGGUUAGUCUCAUGAUGGUUCAGCGAUUUGGGCAGUUAGCGUGGGCAUUGAGUUUAAGUAUCGUGUCUACGUAUGCAUUUGUAGCGUUUUUCUCUAUCGGGCUUGGGCCUAUCACGUGGGUGUAUAGCUCUGAGAUAUUCCCGUUGAGACUUAGGGCUCAAGGAGCGAGCAUAGGCGUUGCGGUUAAUAGGAUCAUGAACGCGACGGUCUCAAUGAGUUUUCUGUCGAUGACGAAGGCGAUCACGACAGGGGGGGUGUUCUUCGUAUUCGCCGGAAUAGCGGUGGCAGCAUGGUGGUUCUUCUUCUUUAUGUUGCCGGAGACGAAAGGAUUGCCAUUGGAGGAGAUGGAGAAGCUUUUUGGUGGUGGAGGUCCUCGUGGUGAUUGCGAAGGACUAGAGAUUCAAACAAAGAGAGUCAAUAAUUAGGUUAGAUUAUCAUGACUAUGUAAAAUUAAUUUGGCAUAUAUUUUAAAACAUCAACAUGAUUUGGCAUAUCUCUUAUAAGGUGUUUCUUUUUUGUAGAGGAUUAAGGAUGAUGCAGAUAAUCAUUGAAUAAAAUAUUUUAUGCUAU